This is a messenger RNA of Camelina sativa (false flax), 2809 nucleotides long. Lineage: Eukaryota; Viridiplantae; Streptophyta; Magnoliopsida; Brassicales; Brassicaceae. The record is from RefSeq and is a predicted model, not a curated record.
ACCAUGAAACACCAAACUAGCUACACCAAACAUAUAUUCUCUUCUUUUUUUGUUUAAACUUUCUCUUUUUUUUUUUUUUUUAUAACUUCAAUCACAAUGAUUCGUCACGUUUUGUUAAUAUUCUCUAUUCUCAUUUCAACCACCACCGUAGGAGGACAAGGAGCCAAGGCGCCAUACAAGCCAGCUGAUGUAUUUCUCUUCAACUGCGGCGAUACUUCCAACAACCUCGACGAUACUGGCCGGAACUGGACGGUUGAAGAUCCCAAAACCAUGUCGUCUAAUUUAGUCAACGCUUCGUUCACUUCAGAAGCCUCAUACCAAGAAUCAGGUGUUUCUCAGAUCCCAUACAUGAAAGCUAGAAUAUUCCGAUCUCAGUUCACCUACACUUUCCAAGUCACUACUCCCGGCUCGAAAUAUCUCCGGUUAUACUUUUAUCCGACCCGAUACGGAUCCAACUUCGACGCCGUCAAUUCCUUCUUUUCCGUCAAAGUCAACGGCUUCACUCUCUUGAACAACUUCAGCGCUGACUUAACGGUAAAAGCUUCUAAAACCAAAACAGAGUUUAUUAUAAUCAAAGAGUUUAUAAUUCCCGUUAACCGAACGUUAAAUCUCACGUUCACGCCGUCUACGAAUUCGUUAGCUUUCAUCAACGGGAUCGAGAUCGUCUCCAUGCCUCAACGGCUUUACACUAAGGGUGGAUUUGACGACGUUAUAACAAACGUUGGUAGCUCCGUUGACUUUUAUAUAGAAAACUCAACUGCUUUCGAGACGGUUUACCGGUUAAACGUAGGGGGACGAACCGUCGGAGAUUCGGGUAUGUUCCGACGAUGGCUCUCUGAUGAUGAGGUCGUGCUCAAUCAAAACUCAGGAACCACUCCGAUGGUACGAGAUAUAAAGAUUAACUACACGGUGAAAACUCCUGCGUACGUUGCGCCGGAAGACGUGUACGCCACGUCACGUUCAAUGGGGAACGCAGAUCACCCUGAGCUAAACUUGAAUUUUAACCUAACUUGGUUAUUCAACGUUGACGCCGGGUUUAACUACCUUGUGAGGCUUCAUUUUUGUGAGACUCUACUUGAAGUGAACAAAGCGGGUCAACGUGUCUUCUCAAUCUUUAUCGACAAUCAGAUUGUUACUCUUGAGAUGGACGUGUUUAGGUUGAGCGGUGGUUCUUGGAUUCCGAUGUAUCUUGAUUAUAAUGUGAUUGUUGGUUCGGGAAGUGGUGUGAGACAUGAUCUAAGGCUUGACUUGCAUCCGUUGAGAAGCGUUAAUCCAAAGUACUAUGAUGUUAUUUUGAAUGGUGUUGAGAUUCUCAAGCUGAUUGAUCCUAAUGGUAACCUCGCCGGACCUAAUCCAGAUCCUCUGGUAUCACCAAACAAUCCUCUGGUAUCACCAAACAGUGUAACGCCGCAGAUUCAAAAAGGUAAUAAGAAGUCAAAUGUUUUGGUGAUUAUACUUGGAGUGGUUGGUUCUUCGAUUGUAUUAGCAAUGUUUGUUGUUGGUGUUGUUGUUAUUAUAAUGAGGAAGAAGAAGAAGAAGAAGAAGAAGAGGUGCAACGAGUUUGGAGUGCAUACCACGAAAACAAAAUUGGCCACAUCACUCCCAUCGGAUCUCUGUCGUAGGUUCUCCAUCUCCGAAAUCAAAUCUGCCACAAAUGAUUUUGAGGACAAGCUAGUUGUUGGAGUAGGCGGGUUUGGUACUGUCUACAAAGGACGAAUAGAUGGUGGAGCCACGCUUGUUGCGGUUAAACGGCUGGAUAUUACAUCAAACCAAGGUGCCAAAGAGUUCGAAACAGAGGUUGGGAUGCUCACUAAGCUCAGACAUGUUCAUCUAGUCUCUCUAAUCGGAUACUGCAGCGACGAAAACGAAAUGGUGCUUGUUUAUGAGUAUAUGCAACAUGGUACAGUUAGGGACCAUCUCUACAAGAGGGAUAAGUUCUCUGAUCCUCCAUUGUCGUGGAAACGUAGACUAGAGAUCUGCAUUGGAGCCGCUCGUGGACUACAAUAUCUCCAUACUGGCGCGAAGCACACGAUCAUACAUCGAGACAUCAAAACUACAAACAUACUUCUUGAUGAGAACUUCGUUGCUAAAGUAUCUGACUUUGGUUUAUCAAGAGUCGGUCCUACAAGUGCUUCUCAAACGCAUGUCUCCACCGUCGUCAGAGGAACGCUUGGUUAUUUGGACCCUGAGUACUUUCGCCGUCAAGUCUUGACCGAAAAAUCUGACGUGUACUCCUUUGGAGUUGUUCUGUUCGAGGUUUUGUGCUGUAGACCGAUCAAAAUGCAAAGUGAUCCACUAGAGCAAGCGGAUUUGAUCCGAUGGGUAAAGGAAAACUACGAGAAAGGAACUGUUGAUCAGAUCAUUGACCAAGAUCUAAGUGUCGAUAUCACUUCGGUAUCAUUGGAGAAGUUUUGUGAGAUAGCUGUAAGAUGUGUUCAAGAUCGCGGUAUUGAACGGCCAUCGAUGAACGAAGUCGUUUGGGCGCUUGAGUUUGCGCUUCAGCUUCAUCAGACUGAUAAGAAGAAUGACAAUGUGGAGUCUCUAGAUCUAAUGCCUCUUGGUGAGGUUGGUACAACUACCGACGGAGAAGAUGACUUGUUUAGUAGGACUAGAGGAGAGGAAGCGAAAUCGACCGCAGCCAGUGACUCUGUUCCUCAGGUUGGUAAUGAAAGGAGUGGUUCAAGUUGGGGAGAACCUAAAGCACGGUAGAUUUGAUGGAUUGAUAAACAAGUGUAUUACAUUUCUGGUUAGGGUUAUAUAUUUUGUGUAUGUAUAAUUGUUGAAUAAAAACAUUAUUGUACUUACAAUA